AUGCCUCCAUUCCCCCUAUUAUUCCACUCUCCUGAUAAUUGGACCUCGAACCAUCUUGAGACCUUGAGAAUCGAACGGCAUUUUAACGCCAGUCUCGACGAAAUCAUUGGAGUUGAUCACAUUCCUAAGGAUGGAGAUGAAGAAUUUGAAUCGCUCGUCACGGAGUUCGCCGAACCAACAGAAAACGAGUUAAAGAAUCUUCGUGGCACAGCACGAGUCCGAUACAGACGCAACAUCUUCUUACCAGUUUUCAAACAUCUUUGCGAGAUGCUCAAUUCCGAUGUUUUCUUUGAUGCGUCCAGGCAAGCUGUGCUGAGCUUCGUUGAGAUCAUUUUGCGCCGCGUGCAUCUGGACAAGCCUAUACAGGUCUCAUGUAUCCAAACCAUAUCGUUUGAAGUGGCAGGUAUGCGGGGUGGCCUCGAGUGUCAAGGGGGGCUGCUCGAGUCUUCUAUGCCACAAUCUCCGCUGGCAGUGUUUUCAGUCUGUCUCGGUCCUUCCUAA
Aspergillus welwitschiae is the source of this 501-nucleotide messenger RNA. RefSeq lists its product as uncharacterized. Bases 1 to 501 code for a protein of 166 amino acids. Lineage: Eukaryota; Fungi; Ascomycota; Eurotiomycetes; Eurotiales; Aspergillaceae. The record is from RefSeq and is a predicted model, not a curated record. The transcript is spliced from 3 exons.